Paramecium sonneborni is the source of this 706-nucleotide messenger RNA. The record is from the annotation of a GenBank genome assembly. NCBI's taxonomy places the organism in Eukaryota, Ciliophora, Oligohymenophorea, Peniculida, Parameciidae.
AUGAACAAUGUAUUUUGUAAACACCAUCCAGAUAAUCAAAUUAUAUUUAUAAUUUGGAAUUCAACAACACUUAAGCUUGCUUGUGAUGAAUGCAUGGGAACAAAUUUAAUUGAAGGAAAUGCUCAAGAAGAAAAAUGGAAAAAAUUGGCUAUAAGAAAGGCUCUAAAAGAACCUGAUUAUUUCUUAUCUUAAUUUAAGUUAAAUCAAAAAAAUAAAGUGAUAAUGCUUGCCCUUGAAAAAUAUCCUCAUGUUUAGCUUUUGGAGGUUGUUGAUAAAAUAGAGUAAUAAAUUAAAUAAAUUCAAAUAAUAUUAGAUAAAAUUGUAGAUCAAUUAAAGGAAGAAGCUACAAAUAUAAGAAAUAACAAAGAAGCACUUAGAAAAUAGUUUGAGAAUGUAUUAUUAUUUUAAUUAAAAAGAUCACACAUUAUUCUCAGUUAAAGGAAUUAAUUGAGGGGCUAAAUAAUUCUUAUUAAAAAAUAACAUAUGACAUUUUUAAUCAAGUAGAAGCCAACUUAGAAAAAAUAUUUAUAGAUCUUGAAAAAGAUUCAACUUGCCUAAAUUAAGAAAUAGAAAAAUAUUCAGCAAAAUCAGUUAUAAAUCGAAAUGAAUUUUAUUCUGGAAUAGAAUCAUUAAAAUGCCAAAUAAAAUAAUUAUAAUCUGAAUUACAAUUACCUCAAUUUAGAUCAUAAUAUAUUGUACCUCAUGA